Molecule: messenger RNA, 801 nt
Organism: Oldenlandia corymbosa var. corymbosa
Lineage: Eukaryota; Viridiplantae; Streptophyta; Magnoliopsida; Gentianales; Rubiaceae
Source: the annotation of a GenBank genome assembly
AUGGCGAAGGGGAAACUUAAGGGGAAGAGAGCGACCAAAAUUUCAAUUAUCAAAGAAGAGAAAACACCGGUAAGUAAUCAAUUGACGGAUAAAUUGAUGAAAGAUGGGGAAAAAGGAUUAAGUGCAGGAGAAAAAGAUUUGGGGAAGACAGCAAUCCCUAAUAGAGAGGCUACUCUGGCAGAACGAUUGGAAGUAGAUCGGAGUAAAACAGAAAAAAUCCAAGAUCUGCAACGCUUUGGUGACACAGUUCGAAGACUGGAGCUAUCGGAACCAAAAGAGGAUAUCAAUAAAAUGCUUCAUCAAAAGUGGGCAGACUUCGAUCCAAGCAAGCUUCGAAAAGCAGGAGCUAAAUUGGAUUUCAUUGAACCAAGGAAUCUAGAGGGCGUGAAGUUUCAUGGCUUGGAGCUGAAGUAUUGGAAUCCUAGAUCACUAAGUAGCUUGGCUAGUAACCUGGGUCAACCUAUUAUGCCUGACAUUGAAACAACAGAGAAGACGAAAGUGCAAUAUGCCCGUGUAUUAAUAGAUGUAGAGAUACAGGAUCUCCUUCCCCUGGAAGUGGUAUUUGAAGAUGAAUUGGGAAUUAUACAACAUCAGUCUGUCUUUUAUGAGUGGAGGCCAACUCAAUGCACCCAUUGCAAGGGAUACGGUCAUGGAGUAGAAGCCUGCCGGAAAAAACUAGAAAACAGAGAAGCUCUUCCUAAACGUACUGAAGUUAAGGAGAGAAUACUAAGUGGCAAGGAAUGGAGACAAGUUCAGAAAGGGAAAGCAGUUGUUGUUGAGGAAGAAGAUCAAUCACAAUAG